UUCCGUCCUGGAGGUUGGGUCCCUGGCUCUGCUGACGCCCUGGCCUGCGCGCGGCUCCUGCCAGGACGACGACGGUUGCUGGGUGCCUGGGCCGGUGAGACUUGCUAAAGGAAUUGUAGGUCCGCCCAGUUUUCUCCAUUCUUCCGCUCCAGGCCCUCGGAUACUGUUCCUGCUAUCACCUCCGGUUCCUUAGCUAAGGAAGGCCUCCCCCUUCCCUUUGCUUCCCUUCUCAUCACACUGGAGGCCCUCUUCUGUCUUCUUCCUGAUUCAUUUCUUUUUCUCUCUCAGCGUGCGUCUCUGGUUUUUCUUUCUCUCAACAGCCCUUGAAAGUAAGACAAGAAGAAAUCUUUCCGUCAAGACCGACAGCAAAAUUAACCCACUGGGCAGACGCUGUUUUGUACAAAUGGUGAAUCCGGGGAGAUGAAGCUUCACGUGCCCCUGUGAUUACAGAUGUGUUCCAAAAUUAGUUUCUGAUUUCCAGAAGAAGCCUUUCGUUCCUUCCCCGACACUACUGACCGGGAUUCCUCUUGGACUUAUCACAGGGGACAAGCAAUUAACCAUCAAUGCUUUUGAAGGAUUAAGGACUGUAAUUGCACGCACAGUGUGUCGGGCCCAGCAUUCAGGAGUCCUGACAGUGCUCUGUGGUGGCGCUGUUCUUGGAAUACUACCCUGUUAAGAUGCCUUAAAAGCUUGUCACCACUAGGUUGUAAGGUUCCCCACAGGAACACAAGGUAUCUUAAAACAGCAAACUCCUGAAAGAUCAGCAUGUACAGAACAGAGGUAAACAAUGAUGAUUUCCAACCAUCUACAACUAAUCAACCACCUGCCGUUACUCAAAUGACUACAGUUACUCAGGUUUCCAGUGAUCCUGCUUAUAGUUCAACAUAUGAGGACACUAAGGAAAGGAAACAACAGGCGAACAGAAGUACAAAUAGUUAUUGUCCUCCACAAGGAACAUUCAAUAAGAUAAUUACAGAUGGAGUUACACUCAUUAUAUUAUGGGUUCUACUCUGGGCCCUUAUGGGCCAAGAAGUUCUCCCUGGUGGAAAUUUGUUUGGACUUAUAGUUAUUUUUUACAGUGCGUUCCUUGGGGGGAAAAUUUUAGAAAUCAUUAGAAUACCUGUAGUGCCCCCACUUCCACCUCUUCUGGGCAUGUUACUGGCUGGUUUCACUAUCAGGAAUGUUCCAAUUAUUUAUAAAUUUGUCCAUAUUCCUACCACAUGGUCUUCAGCUUUAAGAAACACAGCCCUUACUAUUAUCCUCAUACGAGCUGGGCUUGGACUGGAUCCGCAGGCUUUGAAGCAUCUGAAGGGAGUUUGUUUGAGGUUGUCAUUCGGUCCAUGCCUCAUAGAGGCGUGUUCAGCUGCUUUUUUCUCCCACUUCCUUAUGAAGUUUCCUUGGCAAUGGGGGUUCUUAUUAGGCUUUGUUCUAGGUGCUGUCUCUCCUGCUGUUGUGGUACCCUCCAUGCUGUUGUUGCAAGAAAACGGAUAUGGUGUUGAGAAAGGCAUUCCAACCUUGCUGGUGGCUGCCAGCAGUAUGGAUGAUGUUGUGGCCAUCACUGGAUUCAACACAUUCUUGAGCAUGGUCUUUUCCUCAGGCUGUCAGCACUUAGGCUUACAUGGAUCUGGAGGACUGGUCACACUAGUGUUGUCGUUCAUGGCAGCAAAAAAAUGGGCUAAAGAGAAGGUUGGAAUCCAAACAAUUGUUGCAAAUAUGUGGAAUGUUUUUCAGCCACUUCUUUUUGGCUUAGUUGGAACAGAAGUAUCUGUUGAAGCUCUUGAAUCGAAAACUAUUGGCAUGUGUAUUGCUACCUUGGGUUUUGCAUUAUCAGCUCGAAUUAUAGCCACUUUUACAUUGAUGUCUUUUGCUGAAUUUCGUUUUAAGGAGAAAGUAUUUAUUGCUUUAUCAUGGAUCCCCAAAGCUACAGUCCAGGCUGUCUUAGGUCCUCUGGCUCUAGAAAAAGCAAGGGACAUGGCACCCCACUUGGAAGCAUAUUCGAAGGAUGUGAUGACAGUAGCCUUUCUAGCCAUCCUGAUCACAGCUCCAAACGGAGCUCUCCUCAUUGGCAUACUGGGACCCAAAAUACUUGAUCGUAGUGAUGUGACAGGCCCUAUAGAAAUGGAGCUAUCACAGUUUGAACAUUAAAACGUUUGCCAUCACUCACCUGCUUGUCUAAUGAAUUAUCUCACAUGACAGAAAAAAAAAAUGUUCCAGAACAGAAGGUUGGAGAUUGUUCAUAGAAGCCUGGAGUCAGUAAAUGCACAAUUCCUAUACAGGGUUUUCCUCUGUCUGACUUUUGCAUCCAAAGUAAA
Messenger RNA from Onychomys torridus (southern grasshopper mouse), 2312 nucleotides. RefSeq names its product sodium/hydrogen exchanger 9B1. Gene Ontology annotation, molecular function: antiporter activity. The record is from RefSeq and is a predicted model, not a curated record. NCBI's taxonomy places the organism in Eukaryota, Metazoa, Chordata, Mammalia, Rodentia, Cricetidae. Gene Ontology annotation, cellular component: membrane. The transcript has 11 exons. The coding region runs from base 766 to 2145 and encodes 459 amino acids. Gene Ontology annotation, biological process: proton transmembrane transport.